Molecule: messenger RNA, 3426 nt
Organism: Lytechinus variegatus (green sea urchin)
Lineage: Eukaryota; Metazoa; Echinodermata; Echinoidea; Temnopleuroida; Toxopneustidae
Product: putative deoxyribonuclease TATDN2
Exons: 4
Coding region: 42-2669 (875 amino acids)
Molecular function (GO): hydrolase activity, acting on ester bonds
Source: RefSeq, a predicted model, not a curated record
UGUUUAAUUCUUAGGAAACUUGUUAAGAAUCAGAGGAUAAGAUGUCUCAGUACACCCGGAAAGACCCUCCCUGGAGUCAUGGUGGUGCUGCAAGUUCUGGGCUAAAUCAGAUGUUUAUACAGCAGAACCAGUCAUUAUUAGGUGCCCAGCCUGGUGUAGUAGGUACCCCUACCACUGUCUAUGGUCAAUCUAUGGUGAGCAGUGCUGGGUUAGCAGGAGCUACAACAUUAUACUCUACUCCACAGCAAACCAUGCAACAAAGACAAAACAUUGUCAUACAACAGCAAAGUCAGCAGCCCCUCUUGAAAACCCCACAGGGAGGGAACAUGAUGCCCACACACAAUCAACCCCCAACCCCAGGCCUCCUGGGAAACCCACCCCCAUUGCUACAGCAACCUCCCCAGGGAGUGGUUCAACAACCAUCUUUGCUACAUGGAAACACUCAGGCAAUGCAGAAUCUAAUCGCUGAUAAAAAUGGAGACAAUAUAGAUGAUGACAAAGAUAUUGAAAUAGUUGCAUCUACUGACAUGGAUGUUGGGCAAAAUGGGAUAUCUUCCAAACCAGAAGAGCAUUCUUCUUCUCCAGAGUCUCAAUUAAGUGGACUUUCAUCUGAAUUAAUGCUCAAAAUGGGUCCUGUCCCACAACAUGGACCCUCAAAACGCACAUGGCUUAGAAAAUUACGGCGCAUGAGGAAAAAGUUAAACACAUCAGGGACAAAAUCAUCUAAACAGUCUGUUCAAUCCCCCCAAACCAAAUCUAAAGAUUCACGAUUUUCAAAGAGCCCCAAAGCUAGGCAUACAAAUCGUAUCCCAGUGGGUCAUACCAGGGCUGAAGACACAAGCAGUGGCAAGAUCAAGCACACAAAGCAAGACCAACACAAAUUGGGAGCUGUACAUAAUAAAAGGCCAUCUCAAUCCAUCCGACCCUCAUCCAGGGAUUCUCACUCAACUAAGAGGUUCAAAGCUGUGCCCUUGGACUCGAAAACUCAAAGUAGAGCUGAACUCCUAAACGUUGGCAAGACAGAACGCAAAACGCAACCCCAAGAUAAGUAUGAAUCAAUGUCUAAUAAAAAGCCACCUCAGUCCAGCCAAAGUACGUCUAGGGAUUCUCACUCGACAAAGAGGUCCACAACUUUGGAUUCUGUUCAUAAAACUCAAAGCAGACCUGAUCCUAAAUACUUUGGCGAGACAGUACGCAGAAAUCAAGGGCAAGAAAGAGAUGGGGCAAUAUCUAAUAAAAAGCCACUUCAGUCCAGCCAAAGUAUGUCUGGGGAUUUUCACUCGACAAAGAGGUCCACAACUUUGGAUUCUGUUCAUAAAACUCAAAGCAGACCUGAUCCUAAAUACUUUGGCGAGACAGUACGCAGAAAUCAAGGGCAAGAAAGAGAUGGGGCAAUAUCCAAUAAAAAGCCACCUCAAUUUAGCCAAAGUACGUCUAGGGGUUCUCAGGUGACGAAGAGGUCCACAGCUGAGCGUUCAGAAUCUGUCCCAAUGACAUGGGCUGAGAGUGAAGCCACAAGCAGUUCCCAAAAAGGGAUUGCUUUGUCUAAAACUGUAGUUCCAUCCAAACACUCAUCCCUUGCUGACAAGGUUAUAGGGAUUCACCAAAUUUCAGAAGAUUCAUUUGAAGAGAAUAUACAGAUUGAGACAUCUAGAUUACCAGUCAUUCCCCAUGCAUAUUCUUCUUCAUCUUCAUCAUCAAAAACAACUUCAUCAAAACUUCUACCUUCCCCCAUUGAAGGAAAUGAUAAUACCUGGUUUACUAGCCUCAAAAAAGGCUUGGAAACCCCCACUCUAUUGUCAAGUUCAUUUAAAGGGCAUAAACCCAUUACCACAUCCCAUUUACCUGUCAUGUCUGGGUUUGAUUCACAUUUUCAUCCAGACAUGAUUGGCUGGUUUAGUGAGAAGAGACCCACCCCUACCAUGGACCCAGAGCACCCUAUACAGUUAGUGGGAGGGAUCUUAAACUUCAGUGAUCCUGAGUAUUACAAGGACCUUAAUUUCAUGGAAAAGGUCUUAGAUGAACUACCAGAGAAAGGCACUUGGCGGUUUGCAGUUGGUGUCCACCCCAAAUUUGCCAGUGAAUUCACUGAGGAGCAUUUCGAUAGUAUGAUGUGCCACAUCAAUCAUCCUUUAGUGAUGGGUGUGAGUGAGAUAGGACUUGAUUUCACUGUGCCUCCAGAACGAUGGCCAGAUCAAGAAGCUCUCCUAAUCCGUGUUCUAAGUAUAGGCUUGUGUGGAAUGGUGCUCAAUCUCCAUUUACGGGGUACCUCUGAGGAUUUGGAAGGUAGGGCGGUGCACAACAUGGCUCGCCGUCUUCUCCAGAAACAUUGUCACAAGAUGCAACGGAUACAUCUCCAAUCCUUCAGUAGCGAUAUGUCCCAAGUGCAAAGCUGGAUCAGAAGCUUUCCACAUUGUUAUUUUGGCAUCACUGGCUUGGCCCAGUACUUCACCCCAGAGCAAGAGGAGGCAGUGAAGGCAAUUCCUCAAGACCGUCUGCUACUAGAGACAGACUCCCCUCAUUUUGCUCCCCACCCAGAAUUGGAUGCAAAUUAUCCAGCUUUCCUGGGAGAUGUGGGUGCAAUAGUUGCUGGUCUACGUGGAAUCCCCCUGCCAACUUUAAUGUCAUUGACUCUGACAAAUGCAAGACGACUUUAUGUGAGCAGAUAGACUGAUAUCACCAAUGGGAUGAGACUAUAUUUUUUAGUACUCUAAAUACCAUGGCGGGUGGUUACCGGGGUUAUCUACACUGAUUUUAAUUUGGUUUAAAUAAUAUGAAUAAAAGGCAUUUAUGUAGCGCCAUCUAUCUGGAAAUCGUCUAUUCUGAUGCACAUAUUCAUUAGUGUUGUUUAGGAAAAGCAGAAUAAAGAGAGAAAAAUCUUUAUGAAAGUUAAGUUAUAUGUAUCAAAGAAUAUCAGUGAUGAGCUCUCAAUUUUUAAUUUUUGAUGUCUUUUCAUCUUCAUAAGCCAUGUAAAAUAAAAUCCAUUAAAAAUGCCAUUUUCUAAUAGAAUGUUGAAAAUGAUUUGUGUGUAAAUCAGACAUGCUACUCAACACAAGCUUCUUUCAGAAGAUCAAUCAUCAAGAAUAAAAAAGGGGCAAUUUAUAGACAUUUUGUUCAAUUUGGGGCUGCUCACAGUGAAUUUCACUUUUGGGGACAAUUUAAAAAUCAGAAAUCUGUUCUUCAUAGGUUGCUUUUUUUGCUAAAACUUUUUACUGAGGAUAAUAUUUUUUUCAAACCAGCUCAAUAGUAUACUGUAGGAAAGAUGUACCCCUUUGAUAUCUCUUUGUGAAAAACCUGUAAAGAACAUAUUUGCUUAUCUAGCUCUCAUCCUAAGCCUAUGAUGAAAGCACAGUGAAAAAUGAAUUAUGCUAUAUACAGUGCAUUCCCCCAAAAAAUAUGUUUAGAUGAUAAAUUUGACAUCAUUUG